This is a messenger RNA of Haliotis rufescens (red abalone), 1878 nucleotides long. RefSeq lists its product as uncharacterized. Bases 510 to 1862 code for a protein of 450 amino acids. Lineage: Eukaryota; Metazoa; Mollusca; Gastropoda; Lepetellida; Haliotidae. The record is from RefSeq and is a predicted model, not a curated record. The transcript is spliced from 3 exons.
UGGCAGGAGCUGGUGGCAGUUCGUUGUACUAUUCAGUCUGGAGUGGCUGUAUUUGGCAUGGUUACUUUCAUGGAAGACAAUCUGAAACCUACAACACGAAGUGCAAGUAAGGCACUUCCAUGGAUACAGUGUAGUUUCGGAUAAUGCGUUGUGCUUCUUGAUUGGUGGACGAGACAACUCUGUAUGUACAAUGAAGAUUGGAUAUUCCUGUGAUCCUGAAUGGGAGGUCAAGCGUGAAGUGUAGCUGUAGUGAGAGCUUGAAAUGUGUUUGCUAAAAGUGGCUGAAAGGUCAUAUUGUGUGGGUGAUUUACAGCGGAAGGGUACAUUUGUCAAUAGAGAGGUGAGGUGAAAUGGGGUUUAACGUCCCGUUAUAUAGCGAUGUGCAUGCACAUAUGUGUAUAUGUAUGUGUGGCAGCAUGUACUAAUCCGGGAAUAUCUUUUUGAUAUUGAGCUACCAUACUCGAGCUUAUGGACAUCCCACUGUGUACUGACACCGAGCCGACUAGUCCAUGUUUAUGCCCUCAAUGCCGAGUGCCAGGCAGGGUAACAACAAGAACCACACUUUAACGUGUUUUGGUAUGACGCGGUCGGGGAUCGAACCAUCGAUCUUCCGCUGUCCGUGCAGAUGUGAACUUAAUGCAGACAGCGUGAGGCGAGUGAUCACGCCAUACCGUGUUUUCUAUUUGGGUGUGUUAGUUGCAAUCACAAUAGGCUAUAUGACGUGUCGAAGUGACACACCCUUUAGUGUCAUUGCAGGAGUAGAGCAGAAAGCCUACGGGUCGUGCCCGAGUGUGCUGGGGCAUAUGCUGACUGGUACCUGGGUCACCCGGCCUCUUACGGCGAGGGAGGGAGAAGACAUUGAAGCGUUUUUACGACAUGGUCUCUUUUUUCUAAAUGAUGAUAAAAGUUUUGAAAAGCCGGAUAAACGCUGUGGAAACAUAUCCUACUAUCAAUGGAUGUUGCGUGAUAAGGCGAGUGAGUGGUUCCGGGUGCUUUGUGAGCCAAAUGGGGGUACCCCCUGUUGCUAUGACAACGUAUGUCAGAAGAAAACAGUUGAAGAAUGUGUCUGUGAUAACUGUUACGAUCUGCGGCGUCAAGUCCAUGCUGAAUAUUCAACAUGGACCCCGGCUGAUGCCAGAUGUCAGGUGCGGACGUUCACGUCAACGUCAGCGUGUGAACUGCUCCGGGGUGGAACAUACCACUUCUACGGUGACUCCCUGAUCAGGCAGAUGUUCCUGGCUUUCAUCAUUAUACUCAAGGGAGACUAUCAACAUGGCGGACUGAGACCUGAUGCACCCAUUGAUGUGAGACAAAAGUGUUCUGGAUACUAUGUCUUCCCCACCCACAACUGUCGAGCCUUUCUGGAUUAUUCCCCGACGCUGUGUAACGGAACAGUUAGGGCUCUGUUUAAGCAGUACACAGCUAACUAUGACAGAAUGAACAUGAUGAGAGAUGUCAAGAAGAUCCGGGAUACACCAAAGUCUAUCCUCUUCUUUGGGUGUGGUGUGUGGACAUUCUUCAACAGGGAUGACACAGGGAAAUAUGCCAGGGCUGUUAUUAACAUGGUCAACAAAUUCAAGAAACGAACUUGGCCAAAGCUACUCUGGUCCGGGGUCCAUCACUUUGGUCUCUGGCGUCGACCAAAUGUGAAAGGGGUAGACAAUGAGCAUGCCCAGCCCUUCAACAGAUACAUGGAGACAGUUUUGGAGAUGUACAAUGUACCCAUGUUUGAUACGUUUAAUAUGACGCGAGGGGUUCGGAGUGUUGAUGGGACUCACUACGGUCCCGGUGUGAACUUCUUGAAAGCUCAAAUAUAUCUAAAUUAUAUUAUGGAAUUGCAAAAUAAAGGGCAAUGGAAUUAAAAAACAUUUGAUUUCA